Molecule: messenger RNA, 1430 nt
Organism: Nerophis lumbriciformis (worm pipefish)
Lineage: Eukaryota; Metazoa; Chordata; Actinopteri; Syngnathiformes; Syngnathidae
Source: RefSeq, a predicted model, not a curated record
AACCGGAGCAAACAUACACGAGAGAUGUUAAGAUUUUCCUAAAAAGACUCCAGAGACACAGAGAAAAUUACUGUCGGAACAGCUUUUUAAAGUGUUUGCAUGAUGGAUGACCUCUAAGGCACGGGGUCUACCUGCUACUAUUUCCAUCCAAACAAUAGACUUUUGUUUCUCCGGCAGCGGAGGGUUAUCUGUACUGAGGGGCCCCACCAUGCAACGCACGGAAUGUCAGGACUAAAAUCUUAAACUCAAUUUAACUGGAAGCCAAUAAAGACUGGAAUUUAACUGGAAGCCAAUGAAGACUGGAUCAAACGGGGGUGAUAUGGGCUGUUCUGGGUGCACCGGUGUGCGAGUCCCCGGGGUGUCACUUGGAAACUACACCCUAAAGGACCUCGAAUACGCCGAUGACACCACCCUGUUCAGUGAGACCGCUGACCAGCUCAGGGAGGCCCUCGGUGUGUUUGAUGAGGAGACCAAACAGCUCGGCCUGAAAAUCAGCUGGUCCAAAACCGAACUCAUGCAUAUCGGCGAUGGACCAGACCCACCACCCUUCUUAUUUGAGGAUACCCCCGUCCACUUUGUCCCUACCUUCAGAUACCUCGGCUCGACAGUCACCAACACCGGCGACCUCAAACGAGAGGUGGACCGCCGUCGCGCCCUUGCAGCCUCCGUCAUGCAGUCCUUGUGGAGACCGUUGUGGCGACACCGGCACAUAUCUCGGGACACCAAGUUGAGGGUCUACAAUUCCUCUGUCAUCUCUGUCCUUCUGUACGGCUCGGAAACAUGGCCGCUGAAUAACAUCCUGGCGGCCAGGCUAGAUGGCUUUGAUUCCAGAGCCCUCAGGAGGAUAGAAGGCAUCACGUGGAGCCAGCAUGUCACCAACAAGACCCUAAGAGAGCUAACCCAACAGCUCCCAGCCUCUCGCCUCGCAGCAAUGCGGCGAGUGCGCUGGUAUGGCCAUGUCAUCCGCCUGCCGGGGGAACACCCCACGCGCAAAAUCCUGGACUUCAACCCGCAGCGAGUUGGCUGGAGACGCCCUAGAGGCGCCCCCAGCACUCGCUGGCUGGAUGUAUUAGCCCAGGACCUUAAGGCCUGCAAUGUGACUAUGGCACAAGCUCAACACCUUGCCCACAACAGACCCAGAUGGAGAGACCUGGUUGCUAUGGUCGGCUCUACGCGCCCUGAAGUGCAAGAGGACUAAGUAAGUAACUGGCAAUCCAAAAGAUUGCAAGCCAGUCUCGUAUCAGUGUCUGUGUCCAGGAACGGCCUGCUCACUGCCAAGGCCGAACACCGCCGUGACGCAGACAAAGAAGAGACAGGGCGAUAUAUCACGACUGUCAGCACAUUUGCAUUUUUGUAUAAUCAUAUAUUGUGUCUAACUGGAGCUGUCGAGAUGACCCCCUUUUCCCUCAGCGACAGCUUCAGUGAUGUAA